Molecule: messenger RNA, 1874 nt
Organism: Episyrphus balteatus (marmalade hoverfly)
Lineage: Eukaryota; Metazoa; Arthropoda; Insecta; Diptera; Syrphidae
Product: facilitated trehalose transporter Tret1-2 homolog
Exons: 6
Coding region: 164-1708 (514 amino acids)
Biological process (GO): transmembrane transport
Cellular component (GO): membrane
Molecular function (GO): transmembrane transporter activity
Source: RefSeq, a predicted model, not a curated record
AAUAACUUAUCGGUUAAAAUAUUGGCUAGGAAUAAGCUAUAAACUAUUUUUCACUUCGAUGAGUUUGUGACGUGAAUUUUUGUGAUAGAUAAGAAUUGUUGUGUUGUCAACUAACAUACUAAUAGUUGGAAAUUGGAAUAAAGCAACUGAUUAAUAACAAACAAUGCCAGAAUACCAAGAUGAACUAGAAACACUUCAAAAUGGUGACACGAGACCUCGAAUUGUUUCUGGUAUGAACAGACCAAUUCAAUACAAGCCAUUAGGUGAACAACCAAAAGCGGUCCGAAGACAAGAAUGGAUGAUGUCUCUUCUUUGUCUUGGCAUGCUUGCUUUUGGAAUGGGUUUAGCUCUGCCAGCUGUAACACUAAAUCAACUUACAGAUCCUAAAGAAAAAAUACACUUGGAUAAAUCCGAAGCUUCUUGGUUUGCUUCUGUUACAACAAUAACCUGUCCAUUAGGAUCACUAUUAACAGCUUAUGUUAUGGACAAAAUAGGACGUAAACGGACAUUUGUACUUUUCAACUGCAUUGCAAUCGUUUCAUGGGCUUUGAUGGCUUCAGCAGUCCAAGACAAUCCCGAAACUGUCUUUAUUCAGCUAAUGAUUUCGAGAUGUCUUAUUGGUGUAGCUAUGGGAAUGGCAAGUUCACCAGGAGGUGUUUAUGGAGCAGAAAUUAGUUUACCCAAAAUACGAAGUAGAUUGAUUUUGGGAUCAUCACUGGCCACAGCUAGUGGGGUUUUAGCUAUCUAUGUUUUGGGUUAUUUCAUUAGGAGUGAUUGGCAUCUUCUGGCAAUGGUCUUACUGGGUCUUCAAAUCACGUUCGUUCUUCUCUUGAUUCCGGUGAUCGAGACUCCAAGUUGGCUCUUAUCAAAAGGAAGACACAAAGAAGCUAAAGCAUCACUGUCAUACUUCAGAGGUCUUAAAACUCAUGAAACCCACGAUGAAGUCGAUGCUGAAUUUGAACUUCUCAUGAAGUCUAUAAACUCGGGAAACCAAAAUGAACGGAAAAAACCAUUCCGAAAGUCACUUAGUCUUCCAGAAGUCUAUAAGCCACUUUUGAUAAUGUGUGGACUUUUCUUCUUCCAACAGUUUUCUGGAAUCUACGUCGUCGUUGUGUACGCAGUACAAAUUGCAUCCGAAGCUGGUUCUUCGGUUGAUCCAAUUCUAUGUGCAGUAUUAAUAGGCCUUGCAAGAGUUCUAACAACCUGCCUUUUAGGAUUUAUAUUGGAAAAAAUGGGUCGCAGACAAGCUGCUAUGAUGUCUGCUUCAGGAAUGGCUAUAUGCAUGUUUCUUCUAGGCAUUUCCAAAUAUCUUCAAAUACCUUAUUUUGCUGCAACAGUUAUGAUCAUCUACAUUGUUUUUAGUGCUUUGGGUCUAUGGACUUUGCCAUUUUUUAUUGCUGCAGAAGUAUUCCCACAAAGUGUUCGGGGUCCAUGUUCGGGAGUUAUAGGAUUUUUUGUUUAUGUAAUGGCAUUUUUGAUUCUUAAAGCACAUCCAUAUUUAGUCGAUUGGAUGACACACAGUAAUGUGCUGAUAUUUUAUGCUGCUAUGUCACUAUUUGCAGUAUUUUAUGUGUACAUCUUUUUACCGGAGACGAAGGGAAAAACUUUACAGGAGAUUGAAGAGUAUUUUCGAACAGGGAAACAAGGUGUUCGAAAAGAUGUAAUGGAAGUUGAAAUGCAAGAAACAUUUGUAAGAACAAAAGCAUAGGAGGGAAUUAACUUUUAGAUAUACCAAUACAUACUGUGAUAAAAUAAAGCAAGGUGAAACAAUGACUAUUGUAAAAUAAAUCUUAACACUUAACCACUUAACAAACAAUGGUGAUAUAUUUUGAAAUUUUAAAUAUGGUACAAAUAAAAAUUUCUUACCAAAUUAC